GGAGAAGCCACUUUAGAAGGAAAAGUACAGUUGCAGCAGAGACUAAAGAAGAAGAAGAAGAAGCAUCUAUCUGAGAGACUUGGAGAUGCCAGGAUUAUACGAGAAGUUGAUUUUGGUGUCCUCUCUGGCUGUCCUGGCCGUGGUGAGGUCGUCCCCCGUGGUGGGGCCCGAGCCUAUCCACUGUGCCCCCUGUGUGCCGGAGAAACUGAACAACUGUCCGGCCAUCCCGGCAGACUGCAGGCAGGUGCUGAAGGAGCCCGGCUGCGGCUGCUGCAUGGCCUGCGCCCUGGAUAAAGGAGCAUCCUGCGGGGUUUACACAGCCCACUGUGGCGAGGGUCUCCGCUGCAUCCCAAGGCCCGGUGAGACCAGGCCUCUCCACGCUCUGACCAGAGGACAGGGGGUCUGCGCUGAGGAUGUGGGCCAUGAAGAAGCUGAUGGAGCCACUGAUCACAGCUCCCCUCCCUACCUGCUGGGUGUCAACCAUGCCGUCGACCAGCAAGAACCCGAGGGCCAGGAGAGCAUCAAGGCCAAGCUGAAUGCCAUCCUCAACAAACUCAUACAACUGGGUCCCUGUCACAUUGAACUGCACGCAGCACUGGAGGCGAUAACCAGCUCUCAGCAGAAACUGGGAGAGAAGUUCACAACUUUCUACCUCCCCAACUGUGACAAGAGCGGCUUCUACAAGGCCAAGCAGUGUGAGUCAUCUCUGGUCGGACCUCCCGCCCGCUGCUGGUGUGUCUCUUCCUGGAACGGGAAGAAGAUCCCCGGAUCGGGCGACCUGCUCGAUGACUCAGAGUGUCACCAAGAAGUCACUCACUGAAGGAAUGGACUCGCUCAUAAGCACAAGCAAACUUGCUCUAUGGCCCUCAAAAUCUGGGAAAUGAUGUCAAAUCAACCACCUGAUGAACUGCAAUCACUCACAGGAAAAUGUAACAUUGUAUUUCUGAAGGGGGAAAAAUUUCCUCUUGCUUUUAUUUUCAUGAUGUAUGUAUGUAUGUAUGUAUCUAUCAAGACUUAUUUAUUCAGUGCUUGUAUAUUCUUCCUCGCAUCACCCGUUUUGUCAUUUUUAGAUUUUUUAUAUGUCUGCCUAUUUUUUGUGAUUGUAAAUAGGGCAACACUGUAUACAUUUGUGUUUCCGACUAAAUAACUCCACUGCUUCAAAACCACCGGUCCACAGCUCUGCCAAGCCCUCUUCAGGAUCAGCAGCUUUUUUUUUUUUUUUUUUCAAUAAUUCAUUCAAAACUGGAGCUGCGCGCGGCACGCAGCGACACAGCCGCUCAUU
This is a messenger RNA of Acanthopagrus latus (yellowfin seabream), 1282 nucleotides long. Its product is annotated as insulin-like growth factor-binding protein 1. Gene Ontology annotation, cellular component: extracellular region. Lineage: Eukaryota; Metazoa; Chordata; Actinopteri; Spariformes; Sparidae. The transcript is spliced from 4 exons. The coding region runs from base 86 to 820 and encodes 244 amino acids. The record is from RefSeq and is a predicted model, not a curated record. Gene Ontology annotation, molecular function: insulin-like growth factor I binding; insulin-like growth factor II binding. Gene Ontology annotation, biological process: regulation of insulin-like growth factor receptor signaling pathway.